Molecule: messenger RNA, 1002 nt
Organism: Jaculus jaculus (lesser Egyptian jerboa)
Lineage: Eukaryota; Metazoa; Chordata; Mammalia; Rodentia; Dipodidae
Gene: Awat2
Product: acyl-CoA wax alcohol acyltransferase 2
Exons: 7
Coding region: 1-1002 (333 amino acids)
Biological process (GO): lipid metabolic process
Cellular component (GO): endoplasmic reticulum membrane
Molecular function (GO): retinol O-fatty-acyltransferase activity
Source: RefSeq, a predicted model, not a curated record
AUGUUCAUGCCCUCCAAGAAGGACCUCAAGACUGCCCUGGAGGUCUUUGCUAUUUUCCAGUGGGCCCUCAGUGCCUUCCUUAUUGCAACCACUGUGAUCUUUGUCAACCUCUACCUGGUGGUAUUCACGUCAUAUUGGCCUGUCACUGUGCUCAUUCUCACUUGGCUGGCUUUUGACUGGAAGACUCCUGAACGAGGAGGUCGCAGGUUUAACUGUGUGAGGAAGUGGCGUCUAUGGAAACAUUAUGGCGAUUAUUUCCCACUAAAACUUUUGAAGACUCAUGAUAUUCCCCCCAGCCACAACUACAUCCUUGCCUGCCACCCUCAUGGGGUCCUGGCUCAUUCAUGGUUUGGGCACUUUGGCACCGAAAGUUCAGGCUUCUCCAAGGUCUUUCCUGGCAUCACCCCUUAUUUGCUCACACUCGGAGCCUUUUUCUGGGUGCCUUUCCUCAGGGAAUAUGUAAUGUCUACAGGAACCUGCUCUGUGAGUCAAUCUUCCAUAGAUUUUUUGCUUACUCGUAAGGGCACAGGCAAAAUGCUCAUCGUGGUGGUUGGUGGCCUAGCUGAGUGCAGAUAUGGCAUACCAGACUCUUUUACCCUGGUCUUGAAGAACCGGAAUGGUUUUGUGCGCAUGGCCUUACGGCAUGGUGUCUCUCUAAUCCCUGCCUAUUCCUUUGGGGAAGAAAAUCUCUAUAAACAGCACAUUUUCACUCCUGGAGGCUUCAUCAAUCGUUUUCAGAAGUGGUUCCAGCGGGUAGUGCACAUCUACCCUUGUGCUUUCUAUGGGCGUGGCUUCACCAAGAACUCCUGGGGCUUUCUGCCCUAUUCUCAGCCUGUAACCACCAUUGUUGGCGAGCCUCUACCACUGCCCAAGAUUGAGAACCCAAGCAAGGAGACUGUGGCAAAAUACCAUGCACUUUAUAUUGAUGCUCUACGCAAACUGUUUGACCAACAUAAGACCAAGUUUGGCAUCUCAGAGACCCAGGAGCUGGUGAUAGUUUGA